This is a messenger RNA of Brienomyrus brachyistius, 3330 nucleotides long. It is a transcript of the gene lrwd1, whose product is annotated as leucine-rich repeats and WD repeat domain containing 1. The transcript is spliced from 15 exons. Gene Ontology annotation, biological process: establishment of protein localization to chromatin; chromatin organization. Lineage: Eukaryota; Metazoa; Chordata; Actinopteri; Osteoglossiformes; Mormyridae. Gene Ontology annotation, molecular function: chromatin binding; protein binding. The coding region runs from base 402 to 3272 and encodes 956 amino acids. Gene Ontology annotation, cellular component: nuclear origin of replication recognition complex. The record is from RefSeq and is a predicted model, not a curated record.
GAAGUAUUCACUUUAUUUUAAGUAGAUCGUUUUCGGUAUCGGUAUCACUUAGUGGCAAACAAUAUGUAGGCUAGUGGACUCUGACUCACAGUAAAUACUGGAAACAAGCCGGUUAGAGGUUACUGUUUUAAAUGUCCGGUUUUUAGUGCGUUACUUUCUGGUGUUUUACUUGGUGUGGUGUUUUUAGCUAAUUGGGAAUCAAUGCUAUUGUGAUCUAAAGUUUUCCCAGUGAAUACAAUUGAAUUUGUAUUCAGUUUUCCCUUAACGCGUUCUAUUACCAUGUGCACAAGUAAUACAUGCGUACGUGUAAAAGCAAAAGCAAAAAAAAACACGUCUGCCACUUCUCACAGAGGAAACCAUUUACACGUGAAAAGCCAACGAAACCCUGAUGAGAGGUGUAAAUGGGCCACUUUUCACAACACCGAUUUACACUGUCUGAAAUCCAACCUCUAAAAACCGCUGCUCGGUCACACCCCCUAACAAAAUAUAUAGCUGUUUGCUGUAGCAGUCAGUUUGGUUUCUUGUUUGGUUGCUCCGGUGCUGGUUUCAGUCCUAUCUCUGCUUUCCCGACAUCAGCCAUGGUAAAGAUAACGGAGAAGAUGCUGCUAGAGAGAGGGUCUCCAAAAACUGACAAACUGGAGCAGAUCAGGACGCUGAACUUGUCGAAGCUUGGCUUAUGCAGUAAGGACUUGCCCGUCUCUCUGCUAUGCCAGCUCUGUAGCCUGGAGCAGCUGGACUUAUCUGGGAACCGGCUGGACGGGCUGCCCUCGGGUCUGCGCCUGCCUUCCCUGCGCGUGCUGGACUGCUCUGACAACAACAUAGAGAGCGUGGCCUCUCUGCAGCCCCUGUGUGGCCUGGAGGAGCUGCAGCUCGAAGGGAACAUCUACCUCACAGUCAGCGACCACUACAAACUGAUGUUCCUCUUGUCUAAGCUGAGGGUCGUCAAUGGCAAAGACAUCAGCUCAACGUCGCGUCACCUGCGCCACGUCGUGAGUGAAAAUCUUAGGAAACGGGUGGUUGGACUGUGGGAGGCAAAAUUUUCCCUGCCUGAUAACCCAACAACAGAGAAGCUAAAGGUUCUGGAGGGCGAGUUUGUGCCGAUGGCAAGGGCUCAGAUAAAGUAUGGCCCCGGUUCCGUCAAUGACUACAUCAAGUGGAGGGUGGAGAUGCUUGCGAAAGAGUACCUGCGAUCACUGACCGAGAUUGGACGGGAGGAGCGCGGCGGCGUUAGUGCCACGAAGGAGGCCGGCGGUGUGCUGUCCACCCCCAAGAGGAAACGAGAGGCCAAAGGGGCGAUCGAAAAUGAGGGCAGCACUCUGAAGAGAGCCAGGAGAGCCGACGCACCACCCGCUGAAGACAGUCCCAGGAAGUUGAGCCGCCUGCAGGGCACCCCUGUGAAGGUCAACAAACCCAUGGAAAGCUCUCGAAAAGGUGAUGAAGGAUUGGGCAGUCCCAGGAAGUCGAUCCGCUUGCUGACCACACCUGUGAAAGCCGACAAGCCCAUAGAAGGCUCUCCAGAAGGUGAUGGAGGGUUGGGCAGUCCCAGGAAGUCGAUCCGCUUGCUGACCACACCUGUGAAAGCCGACAAGCCCAUAGAAGGCUCUCCAGAAGGUGAUGGAGGGUUGGGCAGUCCCAGGAAGUCGAUCCGCUUGCUGACCACACCUGUGAAAGCCGACAAGCCCAUAGAAGGCUCUCCAGAAAGUGAUGGAGGGUUGGGCAGUCCCAGGAAGUCGAUUCGCGUUCUGAUCACACAAAUGAAAGCCAACAAGCCCAUAGAAAGCUCUCGAAAAGGUGAUGAAGCACUGGACAGUCCCAGGAAGUCGAUCCGCUUGCUGACCACACCUGUGAAAGCCAACAAGCCGAUGGAAGGUCUUGGAGAAGACGAUGGAGGGUCAGGCAGUCCCAGGAAGUCGAUCCGCUUGCUGACCACACCUGUGAAAGCCGACAAACCGAUGGAAGGUCUUAGAGAAGGCGAUGGCGGGCUGGGCAGCCCCAGUGGGAAAAGGCUGAGGGGGGAGAGCCUCAGAAUUCGGGGCGGCCCAGGCAAGGCCACUCCCCUUAAGGGGAAGAAGGUGGACGACCCAUUUACGCAAGUGCAUGAUGCCAAGCCCAAGGAGCCCGUGACCCUGUUGCCCGUGCACGUGCUGCAGUGCCACAGUAAGCGGGACAACCCUGAAGAUUUCAGCACUCAGCUGUGGGCCUGUGCUUUUGAGCCCCCCCUGGAGGACUGCAAUUCCAGCCAGGAGUCCCGCAUCGUGGCCACUUGUGGGGGGGAGUGUGUGUGUCUCAUAGACUGUGAGACGGGUAACGUGCUCAAGAAGUACAAAGUGCCUGGCGAGGAGUUCUUCUCCUUGUCCUGGACGCGCCUGAUGAUGUCUCGGGAUGGGGGCGUGGUGCGGCCGUGCACCGUCCUGGCGGCGGGGGGCAAGAAGGGGAUAGUGAAGCUGAUCCACCCCCGGACGAGCAUGGCCUACGGGGAAUUCCGCGCCAGCCAGCGUUCCCUUUCCACGCUGCGCUUCAGCUCCCAGCAGCAGAGCUUCCUGUUCACUGGAGCGUACGACAAUAUGAUUGUGAUGUGGGACGUCGGUGGGAUGGACAGCAACUACAAGUUUGAAGUCAGGAAGCUCCUGGUGCUCAAGACAGACUCGACCCCUCUGCAGCUCAGCCUGCCCCCCUCUGGGCCGGAUUCGCACCUUCUAGCCGGCUGCGAUGGUGGUCUGCUUAACUUUAACAUCCAGCUCAGUCAGAACGUGCUUAAGAGAUCUCCGGUGAUGGAGAUCAUGUUUCCUGUGUACAAGACAGCUGACCUGGACAGGCAGCACCGCACCGUGGAUGGCUUGGGCUUCCUCUCAGAGGAUGUCGUCGUGUCCAAGUGCCACAUGGCCGGUUGUAUCUACCUGUGGAGCUGGAGACGCACCCAAGCCACUUGCCCCGGCAAAAACAAAGAGGUGCCCGCUGCCAUCCUGGCGGUGCUGCAGUGGUCCUGCACUGACGUCCCAUACCUCUCUCUCAGUGCCAGCGAAGGCUACGUGGUAUGUGGGGACGAGAACGGCCAACUGUGGACUUACCAUCUUCCAGACAUUCCUAGGGCUGCAGCAAAGACUGACAGAACUAUCCCGCCCACCGAGGUUCUGCAGUGGCCUUCACCCGUCAGGAACGGCGGCGGACCCAUGGAGGGGCCGUCCAUCAACAGCGUGGCAGUGGGCCCUGGGUUCCGCUACCUGGUGGCAUUAAGCGACAAGAACAUGGUUGUCGUGUGGAAGAGGUUGUAGCUCUUUGAGUCGCACUCUUUUCCCGAGACAAUACAAUAAAAGUUCAAGUUUUGUUUAA